Aspergillus nidulans FGSC A4 is the source of this 1103-nucleotide messenger RNA. RefSeq lists its product as uncharacterized. The coding region runs from base 93 to 896 and encodes 267 amino acids. Lineage: Eukaryota; Fungi; Ascomycota; Eurotiomycetes; Eurotiales; Aspergillaceae. The transcript is spliced from 2 exons. The record is from RefSeq and is a predicted model, not a curated record.
CCAGUUCUGACCUUUCUUUCAUCGUCCUACUCCAUUGCACCGGUACCUGGGGUUUUUCCAACCCUCCCGACUCACUUCUAUGCCCUACGGCAAUGACACUGAACGGACUGGACGCUGGAAAGCAGGCCUCAGUGUGCUUGAGUAUGCUCGAUCCCUCUUUCGUCGCCAUCGUGCCUUCCCAGUCCGCAAAAUCAAUUAAGGAAGCUGAACACGCUUUCGCCAGACUCGAGCCGCUCCCUCCGUCUACAAUGGAAUUACCUUCCGCAGCCCAUACCCAUGGCUCUGGGCCAGGCGGCCCAUUGCCCAACGGGCCAGUUUCUGCGCCAGUUUCUGCGCCAAACGGACUAGAUCCAGGACUGGGUCUAGGCUUCAAUAUCUACCAGGUGCCCCAUCUACCUGACUGGCAUUCUGCGUACACGGCAUGCGUGCAGCAUUUCGUCAACCACGCACAGCACUCCGCUGCUGUGCAAUCGCUCGCAGCAUACAUCAACAUCCGUCUGCCUUGCCAGCAAAUAUCAAAACCGAUCGCGCGCUUUGACGUCCAUUCCUCAGAGACCGCGCAGGCUUCAUCUCAAGUCUCUGUUCGCCAUUACAUCCGGCGCCUCGUCGCAACGGGGAAUGACACUCCCGCUAUUCUCGAGAUACUUUUCGGCGCCGAAUGGGUUAACGGUGUCGGCAACAUUGCCAAACAGGAGAGACUGAACUACCUCUUCACGGCGAAGAGCGCCGGGUUCGCGGCUACGAAGGCCGCCUACGAUGUCCUUCCGGAUGAGCAUACGCCGUUCCUCCGACCUAUCCGCGACGCGACGGAGGAGGAGAUCAGCACGGCCGAGAAGUAUUGGAGUGAAUGGAUGGCUAUGGAGGAUUGGAUGGUGGGGCCGCGUAGUCCAUGGUAAGAAGUGGGCAAAAGGCGUCUUUUUUUCCCCUUAGUUACGAAUGAUGAGUUACGACUUGGUCUCUGAUUGUCGCUCGUUUGGAUUUCCUAUGUCUUUGCAUCUCGCUUGCCGUCGAGUCGGUUACAUUCGUGUCCAGGGCCCCGUCUCCACCUAGAAGAGCUAUUUCUGGCGAAAGUAGAACAGGAAUCUAUCCUCUAAUUUCAAGCU